Messenger RNA from Colletotrichum aenigma, 1902 nucleotides. RefSeq lists its product as uncharacterized. Lineage: Eukaryota; Fungi; Ascomycota; Sordariomycetes; Glomerellales; Glomerellaceae. The record is from RefSeq and is a predicted model, not a curated record. The transcript has 5 exons. Bases 1 to 1902 code for a protein of 633 amino acids.
AUGCUGGGAUCGGAUGACAGAUUGCCGGGAAUUUGGCUGAUGAAUCACAAACCAGUGUUCAAAUUGCAGAAGCAAGAAGGUGCAGCCGAGACACCCCAACAUGCGAACGAUGCAACAGUCAAGGCCUCUCGUGCCACUAUCCACAGCGACGGACUAGAAAGAGUAUUAGAAAAGAGAUACCACGGCAUCAAAGGUUUGGCUCCGUUUCACAUCAUUUAUCAAUAUGAAAAGCUUACCAGCUUCUAUCCAUGUAAAAGUUCUGAAAGUGAGACUCUGUCUUUGAUUCUCGAGCGGCUGCAACGCAUUGAGGGCAAAUAUUCGUCCAAGCCCUCGUCUCCUAUUGCAGGCUCCUCGUCGCAACGGCAGAAGUCUACUUGCAGUGCGACCGAUGAUGUCUCUGAGACGCCAUAUUCCACUCCAAGUCCGUCUGGGGAUCCUUCCCCAAUCCCAUCUGUUGAAGACAGCAUCGGGCUCUUGCAUUUGAGAACAAAGCCAUCCGAGGGCAUUUCUCCGGGAUCUCCCCCACUCGAUGUGGCCUACACUCUCAGCGACACCUUCGAUCGGGUCCGAGAUCUGAGGUUGAAGCGCACUGUUGGGUUGCAAGCAAUCACCACAGAGGGUGUUCUCAUCCCACCGGAACUUGCAAGGACUUGGAUCCACAACUACUUCACUUACACGCCCACGGAAACGUUCCUCAGUCUGGUUGACAGGAAAAUGAUUGAAAUGAUACCCGACAUGCUGACCAUGAAGCAUGUCACCCUCGACCCUUGCAUUCUUAUUGUGUACUACGUCAUCCUUUGGCGUGGAUGCUACAUUCUCAACACUAGAUCCUUCCAUAGUCCCGAUCGAAAGUACGCGAGACAGCUUUACCUAUGCUGUUUGCGUGCUAUCCCAACAUGGCAGCAGGAAGCGACCGGGUCAAUAACUGACUUCAUUGCUGCCAUCUUCAUGACUGGAGUUGCGACGGAAAUGUUCGACUUUGACUCAAGUUUGGAGAUGCACCAGCUAGCUUGCGACUAUGCCAAAGGCCUUCACCUGCACAGUCUUGAUGGCUACGAUUACUUCGCAGUAACUGAACCCGGUUCCACGAGAACCGAUGGCGACCGCCGAGGCAUGUGGGAGCUUAUCCAAACAGAUCUGUUCUAUCACUUGAUUUACAACAAACCGGCAAAGCUGUUCCGCAGUCUUGACAGCUGGCAGGUUAACUUGCCGUGGCUCUCGCUCGACUCGACUCCGAACAACGAUGCGCCAGUGCCAACCAUUGCGUUUCUCGUCCGCAGCCGACUCACCUUCGUUCUGAUCCAUUUUUUUCAGAUGAUCAAAACGCUUGAUAACGAAUCUGAAGCUGUAAAUUCUAUUGAGCCUCUUUGUCACGAGAUCGAGUCGCUGCUCGAAGAAUGGAGGAUUGAGGAUUGGGUUCAACGAUCUGCGCACGAAAAUGAUAUGAUCAACUUGUGGAUUCUUGGGGAUCUACUGCUCAAUGGCUAUACAUGCAUCAUCUUCAUGCUUAGAAAGGCGACGCUCCUCAAGACCAACUCGCCUAACCCCAUCUCCUCAGAUGACAACAUCCCAAAGACACACCUAUCGACUAGAAUAUCACGUCGGAUCCUGGAGUUAACCUAUCUCAUGCUGCAUGUUUGGAGGUUUCCUGCAGCUGAGGCUAUCUCAUACAUCUUGGGCGCUUACCGGGCUCAUAUUGCAUAUGCCCACAUCGCUAGCAACAUGAUCAACGCUCCGGGUCUCGAGGAGAAUGCGACUGCUGAUCUGGACUUGCUAGACCGCGUUGCCCAGAGUAUCGAGACAGCGGCUCAGGAGGAGUGCGAUUUCGCACCUUUGGUCAGGGUCAUGAAGAAGAUCAAUGCAGAAGUCCGAGAGCGUGUCACCGGCGUCGAUGGUGAUUAG